UAUCCGUUGAUCAAUCAGUUCGUCUCGUGAAAUUCAAACUUAAUCGCAUUUACAAUUUCAUUUCUCGUUGUUUAUUUGUUGAUCCAUGGAAGAAACAAUCAGAAUGGAGAAGGCUUCAUCGAAAUUGGAAAAGCUUUCUAGAUUUAGAGCAAUGGUUAUGAACACGUACAAUCGCGAACCCAUCUCACAUUGGAUCCUACUCUUCAUAAGUAGUGCAGCGAUGCUGAUUGCAUUUCCAGCUUCGAGCAUCCUAUCUCGUUUAUAUUUCUCUAAUGGCGGCCAAAGUAAAUGGAUCAUCUCUUGGUUUGCAGUUGCCGGAUGGCCUCUCACUGUUUCCGUUCUUUUGCCUUCUUUCAUCUUCGGUAAACAAACCAUACCGACUCCUAUCAACAUCAAUCUAUUACUUUCUUACAUUGUUUUAGGUUUUCUAAGUGCAAUUGACAAUCUAUUGUAUGCUUAUGCCUAUGCUUAUCUUCCUGCUUCAACUGCCUCACUUUUAGCUUCAUCUUCUCUAGCUUUCUCCGCUCUGUUUGGUUAUUUCCUAGUGAAGAACAGAGUAACCGCCUCCACGUUAAAUUCAGUCGUCAUAAUCACAUCUGCUGUCGUAAUUAUCGGUUUGGACUCUGAUUCAGAUAGGUAUGGAAACGUGACGGAUAAACAAUACAUUAUCGGUUUCGUAUUAGACAUUCUUGGAUCUGCUCUACACGGUCUCAUAUUUGCACUUUCAGAACUUGUUUUCGUGAAACUUCUUGGUAGGAGAUCGUUUCAUGUCGUGUUAGAACAGCAGGCGAUGGUAUCGCUUUUCGCAUUCGUUUUCACUACAGUUGGAGUUAUUGUGACUGGGGGAUUCGAAGGGAUGGUUUUGGAAUCUAGAAGUUUUCGUGGAGGUGAAACCGGGUAUUGGUUGGUUCUGGUUUGGAGUGCUGUUACGUUUCAGGUUGGGGUUUUGGGAGGAACGGCUGUGCUUUAUCUGUCGUCAACUGUAUUGGCUGGAGUGUUGAAUGCGGUUAGGGUUCCGAUCACGACCAUUGUCGCUGUGAUUGUGUUGCGUGAUCCUAUGAGUGGUUUUAAGGUUGUUUCUUUGAUCAUAACUUUUUGGGGUUUUUGUUGUUAUAUUUAUGGAGGCUAUAGUGACAGUAAAAAUCAUCAUCCUAAAACCGUCGUCAAGGAACUAGAACAAGAUGUUGUUUAAAACUCUCUUUUUAUAUUAGGAUCAAAUGUUGCCGAUUCGAUUCAUUAGGAACAAUCUAAAUUAAGUAUUGCAAAUAAACAAAUUUCAAGAAUUUAUGAUCGUUC
Molecule: messenger RNA, 1296 nt
Organism: Impatiens glandulifera
Lineage: Eukaryota; Viridiplantae; Streptophyta; Magnoliopsida; Ericales; Balsaminaceae
Product: probable purine permease 5
Exons: 1
Coding region: 86-1192 (368 amino acids)
Cellular component (GO): membrane
Molecular function (GO): purine nucleoside transmembrane transporter activity
Source: RefSeq, a predicted model, not a curated record